GCAGCGAUGGCCGAAAAGAGCCUUGACCCCACCUGUGUCUCCAUCGCCCUGGAGGACGCCGUCUGCAAUUCCGGCUCUCAAGAAGCUCCCCUGCUGACCACCCACCUGAAGAAGGUGGAGAACCACAUCACGGACGCCCAGAGGUUCUCCCAUUUGCCCAAGCGCUCGGCCGUGGACAUUGAGUUCAUCGACCUGUCGUAUUCUGUCCGCGAGGGCUCGUGCUGGCGGAAGAGAGGAUACAAGACACUGCUGAAAUGCCUGUCUGGAAAGUUUUGUCGUCGCGAACUCAUUGGAAUUAUGGGUCCUUCUGGAGCUGGGAAAUCCACCCUUAUGAACAUCCUGGCGGGUUACCGGGAGACGGGCAUGAAAGGCCAGAUCUUUGUGAACGGACGUCAGAGAGAGCUGCGCACCUUCCGGAAAAUGUCUUGCUACAUCAUGCAGGACGAUAUGCUGCUGCCACAUCUCACCGUGCGCGAGGCCAUGAUGGUUUCUGCAAACCUGAAGCUGAAUGAGAAGCAGGAGGUGAAGAAGGAGCUGGUGAACGAGAUCUUGACCGCGCUGAGUCUCCUGGAGUGUUCCUACACCCGCACCAUGUCCCUGUCUGGAGGGCAGCGCAAGCGUCUCGCCAUUGCUCUGGAGCUGGUCAACAAUCCCCCGGUCAUGUUUUUUGAUGAACCCACCAGCGGGCUGGAUAGCUCCUCGUGCUUCCAGGUGGUCUCCCUGCUGAAGUCUCUGGCCCAAGGCGGACGCACCAUCAUCUGCACCAUCCACCAGCCCAGCGCAAAACUCUUCGAAAAGUUCGACAAGCUUUAUAUCCUGAGUCAGGGUCAGUGUAUCUUCAAGGGAGCCGUACCCAACCUCAUCCCGUACCUAAAAGGGCUGGGCCUGCAUUGCCCCACCUACCACAACCCAGCUGAUUUCAUUAUUGAAGUUGCUUCGGGAGAAUAUGGGGACCUCAACCCGCUGCUGUUCCAAGCUGUCCAGAACGGGCUGUGCGUCAUGGCGGAGAAGAAGACCAGUCCCGACAAAAACGAUUCAUCUUGCCAGGGACACUGUGUGUCGGAGAUAGAUCACAUUGAGAGCCACACUUUUGCUACCAGCACUCUGACUCAGUUCUGUAUUCUCUUCAAGAGGACGUUCCUGUCCAUUCUGAGAGACACGGUGCUAACCCACCUGCGGUUCAUGUCGCACAUCUGCAUCGGCGUCCUCAUUGGCCUGCUUUACCUGCACAUCGGCAAUGAUGCCGCCAAAGUCUUCAACAACACUGGAUUCCUGUUCUUCUCCAUGCUCUUCCUCAUGUUUGCCGCUCUGAUGCCGACCGUCCUCACAUUUCCUCUAGAGAUGUCUGUGUUUCUGAGGGAGCAUCUCAACUACUGGUACAGCUUGAAGGCCUAUUUCCUAGCCAAAACCAUGGCAGAUGUUCCUUUCCAGGUGAUUUGCCCCAUCACCUACUGCAGCAUCGUCUACUGGAUGACGGGUCAGCCUCCAGAAGCCACUCGCUUCCUGCUCUUCUCCGCCCUGGCCACCUCCACUGCCCUGGUGGCCCAAUCCCUGGGGCUCGUGAUAGGGGCAGCGUCCACCUCCUUACAGGUAGCCACGUUUGUGGGUCCUGUCACAGCGAUUCCCGUCCUCCUCUUCUCUGGCUUCUUCGUCAGCUUCAAGACCAUCCCUACCUACUUACAGUGGAGUUCCUACGUCUCUUACGUCAGGUACGGCUUUGAAGGCGUCAUCCUCACCAUCUACUCCUUGGAACGUGAAGAGCUGGAAUGUAAGGUCCCCGAAUGCCCUUUCAAGGAUCCCAUGAAGAUACUCAAGGAACUGGAUGUGGAAGAAGCCAAACUCUACCUUGAUUUCAUUGUCCUGGGGAUUUUCUUUGUCAUCCUCCGGCUGAUGGCCUACCUCACCCUCAAGUACAAGGUGAAGUCCGAAAGAUAAAAGGGGCCUCAGGCACGCCCCUGAUGCCCUUUGGCGGACGCUAUCGGCUGUGCCACGCCCACUUCUCUAAGGACACAAACUCUGCGGGCCCGUGGGUCCAGGAGGGAGGUGAUCGGGUAGCUGGUGACCGGAGUCAGCUCAGUCGAGAAGGGUUGAUGAGACGUCUCGGAACUGUUUUAACCUUUACAAGCAUCCUCUUCAUUGCAGAAUGGUCUCUCCGCUCCCUUUUUGUAUACUUCUGGAAUGUGUCAAACUCUCUUCCCGGAGCAGUA
This is a messenger RNA of Elgaria multicarinata webbii, 2207 nucleotides long. RefSeq names its product ATP binding cassette subfamily G member 4 (gene ABCG4). The transcript has 14 exons. Bases 7 to 1935 code for a protein of 642 amino acids. Lineage: Eukaryota; Metazoa; Chordata; Lepidosauria; Squamata; Anguidae. Gene Ontology annotation, cellular component: membrane. Gene Ontology annotation, biological process: transmembrane transport; cholesterol efflux; cholesterol homeostasis. The record is from RefSeq and is a predicted model, not a curated record. Gene Ontology annotation, molecular function: ABC-type sterol transporter activity; ATP hydrolysis activity; ATP binding.